AUGAACGCGCUCACUUUCCGCAUCGCAACCGAAGCAGACGCGUCUGAACUUCAACAAUUGGUGGAAUCUGCAUUCCGUGCCAAUGACAGCAGAAAUGGCUGGACCGAUGACCUAGGACUCUCAUCAAGCUUCCGAAUCGACGUGGAAGAAAUUCUGGCCAUGAUCAUCAAGCCGGACAGUGUUAUGCUGAUGGCAACCAACGAUCUCAACACGCUCGUCGGCUCAAUCGGGACUGCUAAGCGUGGCCCCAAUAACGCUCGACUCUUCAUGCUCGCUAUUGAUCCGAGCCAGCAGCGCAGCGGCAUUGGUCGUCAGGUCUUGGCUUACGCUGAGGGCUAUUGUCGACGGACCUGGGGUGUCACGACGCUGGAGUUGAACGCACUUUCCAAUCGCAAGCAACUAAUAUCAUGGUAUUCGCGUCAUGGAUACCGGGAGACGGGCAAAACGACUGUUUUUCCUCGUGAGAAAUUUGAAAAACUGGCAUUGCCAGAAAGUCUUUGUUUUGUCGAGUUUGAGAAAGUUUUGGGAGAGCCUGAUGCACGCGCUACUUGA
Messenger RNA from Penicillium paradoxum, 552 nucleotides. Its product is annotated as GNAT family N-acetyltransferase. Gene Ontology annotation, molecular function: acyltransferase activity, transferring groups other than amino-acyl groups. NCBI's taxonomy places the organism in Eukaryota, Fungi, Ascomycota, Eurotiomycetes, Eurotiales, Aspergillaceae. The record is from RefSeq and is a predicted model, not a curated record. The transcript has a single exon. Bases 1 to 552 code for a protein of 183 amino acids.